GCGGGCGGGGCGCCACAUUCGGUGCGCGCCUCGUGUUUGUCAUUGUUUUUACACACCAUUGUUUUAAUCCCUCCGAUUGCAAUCGAUACGACAUUCGAAUGCAAAAAUACGGCCUAGUUGCAUUUUUUGCCUAUUGAGUGUAUAUCGAAUCGAAAGACAUAAAAUAAUUUUAAAUAUACCAAGAUAUCUCACAUCAUAAGGUGACUUAUUGACAAGUGAAACUCUAACGUUCUAUUCAUCCAUGGAUAAUUAUGUUCGUAAGUUUUGUUAAUGAACUACUUAUUGUAUGUGCAAGUGAUAUCAGCUACAAAGGAUUGCAAGCAAAUCAAUAAACGAUUUGGUAUUCAGCCAGUAUCAAAUAACUCUUACUGUGCGCUUUAUUACUCUGUUGCAUAUUGAUUGCUCGUUCCAGGUUCCCUGCAAGUCGUUUAGACUAGAUUACACUAAUCAAAGUGCAUCGAAUGACGGUAUUUUGAAGACUGAAAAGUUCGUUUGGCCUUAAAAAGACAUAAUACAUCGUCAUUUAUAACGUAAGAGCAAAUGCUCGUGAUGGUGCGAUCCGACGACAGCGUUAGAUAGCCGCCCGCAACAAGAAUGGGUGCUAAUAUGGGCAAGAAUUCGAGCCUGCUGGAUGCACUGCCCACAGCUCAAGGCACACUUCACGUUGUCAUGUUGGGCCUCGACUCCGCCGGAAAAACCACCGCGCUAUACCGACUUAAAUUCGAUCAAUACCUCAACACCGUCCCCACAAUAGGGUUUAACUGUGAAAAAGUCAAAGGCACUAUCGGAAAAUCGAAAGGUGUCAACUUCCUUGUUUGGGAUGUUGGUGGACAGGAAAAGCUGCGGCCGCUGUGGAAAUCCUACACGAGAUGCACAGAUGGUAUUGUAUUUGUGUUGGAUUCAGUUGAUAUAGAAAGAAUGGAAGAAGCUAAAAUGGAGCUUAUACGUACUGCGAAAUCCCCAGACAAUACAGGAGUGCCGAUACUCGUAUUAGCAAAUAAACAGGACUUACCAGGAGCCAAAGAGCCCAGAGAGUUGGAAAGAUUAUUAGGUUUACAUGAACUGGUGUCGUCCCCACAUAGUUCACGAGACGGUCACUCUUGGCACGUGCAACCUGCGUGUGCCAUCACGGGUGAUGGCCUCCAUGAAGGUCUGGAGGCGCUCUACGAAAUGAUACUUAAGAGAAGAAAAUUAGCAAAACUACAAAAGAAACGUGUAAGAUAAACAAUGUUUUAAACACGUGAAAUAUCAGCUAUCUGUAUGAUAUUGGUUCAGUUUUGCGAGAUAAGUAUUACGAAAUGCUCAUUUUGAGAAUAUUUUCAGUAAUGUCCAAAUUUGUAACACCAAAUAUUGUUUUUACUGUAGAUGUAUAACGUCUUAUGAAAAUAUUCCAUCAUAAUGUUGCUCAAGUAAUAUUGAACAUGAAGGAUACGAAUAUUUUUUUAAAACUAAUUUAACUACUAGUCAUUUUCUUUUGAAAAUAGCUAGGGCAAGGGUGAAGAUAUAUUCAAGAAUUAUAUUGUUAAGUUAAAUUAUAGUAUACAUGUCAUUCUGUCAUGACACAUCUGGACAUGACAGUUUUUUAAUAAUUAAUUAAAGACAGGAGUAAUUUAUUUAUUGAAAAAUAGUUCGAUAAAACUUACAUUGAGAAGUUCUUUCGAACUAUGUAAAUAUAUAUGGCCUAGUAUAUUACUCAAUAAUACAUAUACCAAAUAGAGAAUGUAUACAUCUGUAAUUCCCAAGUAUGACUAAACAUGUACACAAAAGGUAAAUAAAUGUGUGUAGUUCACAAUAUUGUGUGGGACCGUUAGUGUUCAUGCGUGAUAUGUUCGUAAAUACAUGAAUGUAAUAAGUAAAGUAAUAGUAAGUGUAUUCACUUAAAUUAUUUCGAUGUUAUUCUACUCUACUUGUAUAUCUUUCGGGUUUUAGAACUACCUACGAUCUAGGUAUUUACAUUUCAAGUAAUAUUCUUGUCUUCAUCCUUAUUGUACUAAUAUAUUUACAAUCCUCCAUUAAGUACCAGAAGUCACUUGAGUAGCCAGUUAACAAUUAGUCUGUAGACAUUAUUUAAAACUUAUUGUGAUGUUCUAUGUAUAACUUUUAUAAAGAGGCUUCUAUUGUUUGUGUUUGUAUGGCUUCUUCUUUAUGUAAAUAUAUUGUAAAUAUACAUUAAAAUGUUAAUAAUAGUAUCAUCUAUCUAAAAAGACAACACUAUUUAUGAAUGGAUAUUUGUAUUAAUUAAUUCAGCAUUGUUUCCCAAUAGUAGCCAUAAAUGUUUAACUAGGACAUACCGUUCAGUUUGCUUAUAUACUUGUAAU
This is a messenger RNA of Achroia grisella, 2318 nucleotides long. It is a transcript of the gene Arl4, whose product is annotated as ADP-ribosylation factor-like protein 4C. Gene Ontology annotation, molecular function: GTPase activity; GTP binding. Gene Ontology annotation, cellular component: cytoplasm. The coding region runs from base 595 to 1224 and encodes 209 amino acids. Lineage: Eukaryota; Metazoa; Arthropoda; Insecta; Lepidoptera; Pyralidae. The transcript is spliced from 4 exons. The record is from RefSeq and is a predicted model, not a curated record. Gene Ontology annotation, biological process: intracellular protein transport; vesicle-mediated transport.